CAAUUCUCUGUUUUUGUUUUAAUUUUUUGGUAUAAUUCUUUGGAUUAGUUCUUCAUGCUUAUGGAUAUUGUUUGUGAAUUGGGUAUUAGGUCAUGUUUGUGAAAUGGGUGUUUAUUUAUUUAUUUAACAAGAAAAGGGUGGUUUAGUUUUUCAUAAUCUUGACUUGAGGUAUAUUUAUAUUCAAUGUUAAGCUGGUAUGUGUGAAAAAAUGAAGGAAUAAAAUGGAAUUACGAAGUUAGCCUUGAGUCAUAUCUUCCCAGAUGACCCCAAUAUGGUUCUUUCCUUUUGGCUCAUAUGUCGAACUCACAAUGAGCAUUCUUUUGCAAAAGGGAUAGAUACUAGUUCCUAGCGUGCCUCUGAGACAGCCACAUAUUCACAUGCUCCGUGUGGUUCAGGGCUGUUUACUACGACAUAGUGAAAGUUUGUUUGUUGUAAUUUCAUUAGUAUUCCAGCUUUAUGUAUUUUGUUUUAAAACCUAAUUACUCUCAAGGACGGGUAUGCUGCUAUGCAUUGUGCUCUAUUUAUUUCAUACAUGUAUUGGUUUUCCCAUUUGUUGAUAAUAAAACGACUGUCAACUUAAGCGUGGCAUUUGAUUUUGGUUUGUGGUCUUCUGUUUCAAAUUGAGAUGAAGAACUUGAUAUCAACUAGGUUGAGAUGUUUGUGCUUUUUGUAUGUGUAUUUUGUGUGGGAUGGACGGGUUGGUGUGCGUGGGACGUGUUGGUGUGCGUAUGCUUGGCUUCCUUUCCCUCUGGCUGCUUUGUGGGGCUGGGUUUGUGUAUGCAAUGGAACAAUAGGUUGCACUAACAACAAUUAUGCAUCAAGAGAGAAGUGCAAGAAGUGCGGACAACCAAAGGAGGUAGCAGCCAUGCCGGCUAUUGCAAUGACUGGAGCAUCUUUCCCCACUUAUUCACAUUAUUUUUCCAGGGCUCCAGGAGGACCGGAACAAAAGAUGAAUAUUGGGUUGAUUGGUAAUGGUGUGCCGCCACAGACACUGCAUUUGAACUCCAAUUGGCCUGUUACAGGAGCAGAUAAGUAUGGCGUCCAGCCAGUUUCCAUGUGGAUACCAGGUGGAAAUUAUAGUUCUGGACAUCCUUAUGAAAAUCCCACCAGCCAGAACUUAUCUGUUCCAAAGGGAUGGCGUAAUGGGGACUGGCUCUGUAACUGCGGCUUCCAUAAUUACUCAUCACGCUCACAGUGCAAAAAAUGUAAUGCUUUUCCACCUGCACUUGGGACAAAACGGUUAGCUUCUGAAGAGUUGGUUUAUGACUGGGACAACAAGAGACUGAAUGUAGGACCUACAAAUGAUCAGCAGCAAACAUAUACAAGUUUAGAGGAAGUGGUUGGGACCAGUGCAGAUCCAAAACCUGGAGUCUUCCCCUCUUAUCCCAGCAUAAACUCAAGUACGGCUCCAAGUUUACCAAUGCCCACACUGUUUCCGCCUCAAGUUUCUGCACUCCUUGGAAAAGGAGCAAAGCAAUGGCGUAGCGGAGAUUGGAUGUGCACAAAUUGCAACAAUCAUAAUUAUGCUUCCAGACUGCAGUGCAACAGGUGUAAAACUCAAAGAAUAGCAUCCAUGCAACCCGUCAAUGUCGUGUAAUGUUGAAUUCAAUAGUUAAAUUGUUGACGCUUACCCUAGUUUUGUUGAGUUUUGACUUGACCUUCUAGCGUGUAUUUUGCCAGCAAAAAGUUGAGACUCUAGACAGGCUCAUUAUAUUUGCAUAAGACAUAUUUAUUUAUACUCACUGGCAUUGUAUUUUUUUUUUGUUUCUGAAAGGUGUAUGCUUAAUAGAUUUUGGGUAAGAUGUGAUUAUUCUAUUCGCCAA
Gastrolobium bilobum is the source of this 1823-nucleotide messenger RNA. RefSeq lists its product as uncharacterized. Lineage: Eukaryota; Viridiplantae; Streptophyta; Magnoliopsida; Fabales; Fabaceae. The transcript has 6 exons. The record is from RefSeq and is a predicted model, not a curated record. Gene Ontology annotation, cellular component: cytoplasm. The coding region runs from base 626 to 1597 and encodes 323 amino acids. Gene Ontology annotation, molecular function: mRNA binding.